Messenger RNA from Setaria italica (foxtail millet), 1463 nucleotides. RefSeq lists its product as uncharacterized. Bases 86 to 1282 code for a protein of 398 amino acids. Gene Ontology annotation, molecular function: protein binding. Lineage: Eukaryota; Viridiplantae; Streptophyta; Magnoliopsida; Poales; Poaceae. The transcript has a single exon. The record is from RefSeq and is a predicted model, not a curated record.
CUUCCAAUCCAUCGAUCCCCGCCGUCUCCCCUUCCGCAAUCCACCACCGAGCUUCCGCCCCCCAACUCCCGAUUCCUCGGCCCCCAUGGCUGCGCCGCGCCCAUGGGCGGACCUCCCCACCGACAUCGUGCUCGAGAUCUUCCGCCGCGUCCCCUGCGCGAUCGACCGCGUCAACAUGGCCACCGCCUGCCACUCGUGGCUCGCGGAGCUCGCGGACGCCCCGGCGGCGCCACCCCAGCUCCCGUCGCUCCUCCUCCCGUCCGCCGACGUGACGGGCGUCUACUGCUACCUCAGCGGCCGCCGCGACCACAACAAGUUCACGGCCCUCACGGGGCCCCGCCACUUCGGCUCGUACGACGGCUCAUGGUCCUUCCUCGCCUACGGCCAGACCCACGGGCACCGGCUGCUCAACAUCCGCACCGGAGAGUCACACGCCGUCCCCGACGUGCUGGAGGAUGACCACGACGACCAAAUCCACAGCAUGGUCAUCCUCGCCGCCACCCUCUCGUUCCCACCGGAUCGCCUGAACUGCGUCGCCGCCGGCAUCGUCACCUAUCAGCCGGACGCCGACGCGCCGCGCCGGCGCCACUUCGCGUUCUGGCGCCUGAGGGGUGAGGUGGCAUCCUGCAAUGUCGUGCCUGACCCGCUAGUUGGGCACGGGUUGGAACUGGAGGACGUCGUCUACCACAAUGACUCCUUCCAUUUCCUCAGCCAAGGCGAAGACAUCCUCGAGUGCACGCUGUUCUUGGAUGGAGAUGGGGCUGUCCUGGGAGUAGUGGCGGAUUUAAUCCGCUUCCAGAACGCGGGGCGCAGCCGCAGCUACGCCGAGUUCGUCCGCGCUCGCUACCUCGUGGCGUCCCGCGGGGAACUGCUGAUGGUCGUCAGGUUCGCUCCCAAUCCUCACGCACCGACAUCGUCGUUCAAGGUGUUCCGGAUGCUCCAACAGCAGAUGCCAAAAGAUGACAAGGAGGAGGAGGAUGUUGAUGAGUACCCCCGGUGCUGGAGCGAGCUGGACACGCUGGGUGGCCGGAUGCUGUUCGUGGGGCGAGCCUGCUCCAGAUCCUACGAGGUGGAUCAGUACCCGGGGUUCAAGGACGGCGUCUACUUCUUGGAUGAUGGGUGCUUCUACGACGAUGAGAUGAUGUUCCGAGGUGUCAAUGAGAGGCAGUACCCCUGCAACGACAUCGGCAAGUGGUCGGAAGGGCCACCUCCCCAUGUAGACGGCUACUUCCCGGAGCAGGGCCCUUCGCACAACUCUCCUCCGGCUUGGCUUCUCCCUUGAGACGGCAGGUUUUUUGGCUACGAACCUCCACCACCAUUUGAGUUUGUGAUGUUUGAGUGCCAUAGAUGAUGUGUGGGUUUGUCUCGAGAUGAUUCUCUCUUGAUGUCUGAAUGCCUAGCGUUGCUGUUAAAAUGUACUUUGUGGUAAUCCGAUCUGAAAAUGUUUGUGAUAGUGCUUUGAU